Molecule: messenger RNA, 927 nt
Organism: Salvelinus sp. IW2-2015
Lineage: Eukaryota; Metazoa; Chordata; Actinopteri; Salmoniformes; Salmonidae
Source: RefSeq, a predicted model, not a curated record
AUGGCCUGCUUCUUCUUCUUCUUCUGUAUCUUCACCCUACGCAGUAACUCUGGCCACCGGCUGCCGCGCCCGCCACUACACAACGCGUUACCAGGCACCCAGUUACCAGACACCCAGUUACCAGGCACCCAGUUACCAGGCACCCAGUUACCAAACACCCAGUUACCAGGACCCAUUACCAGGGCACCCAGUUACCAGACACCGCCCAGUUACCAGGCACCCAGUUACCAGGCACCCAGUUACCAAACACCCAGUUACCAGGCACCCAGUUACCAGGCACCCAGUUACCAGGCACCCAGUUACCAGGCACCCAGUUACCAGGCACCCAGUUUUACCAGACCCCAGUUACCAGGCACCCAGUUACCAGGCACCACAGUUACCAGUUACCAGACACACCAGUUACCAGGCACCCAGUUACCAGGCAACUUACCGCACCAGUUUACCAGACACCCAGUUACCAGACACCGUUACAGCACCAGUUACCAGGCACCCAGUUACCAGACACCCAGUUACCAAGACACCCAGUUACCAGGCACCCAUUACCAGGCACCCAGUUACCCACAGGCACACCAGUUACCAGACACACCCAGUUACACAGGACACCCAGUUACCAGCACCCAGUUACCAGACACCCAGUUACCAGGCACCCAGUUACCAGAGACACCCAGUUACCAGACACCCAGUUACCAGGCACCCAGUUACCAGACAGCCCAGUUACCAGACACCCAGUUACCAGGCACCCAGUUACCAGACACCCAGUUACCAGACACCCAGUUACCAGACACCCAGUUACCAGACACCAGUUACCAGACACCCAGUUAUCAGGCACCCAGUUACCAGACACCCAGUUACCAGACACCCAGUUACCAGGCACCCAGUUACCAGGCACCCAGUUACCAGGCACCCAGUUACCAGACACCCAGUUAA